AUGUGGACUUCAGGUAGAAUGAGUAAUGCAAAGAACUUGUUUGGACUUGGCAUCUCCUUGUAUUUUUGGGGACUGAUGGAUCUUACUACAACUGUGCUGUCAGGAAGCACCAGUUCCCUCACUGAAAGGCAAGAAGACAACCUGUCAGACAAGCUGCAUCAGCGUAUGAAGCGGAGCUGGGUGUGGAACCAGUUCUUCGUUCUGGAGGAGUACACAGGAACUGACCCCCUCUAUGUUGGGAAGCUCCACUCUGACAUGGACAGAGGAGAUGGUUCGAUCAAAUACAUCCUCUCAGGAGAAGGAGCUGGUAUUGUGUUUACAAUUGAUGAUACAACAGGGGACAUUCAUGCCAUUCAGCGACUGGACCGGGAAGAAAGGUCACAGUACACCCUCAGAGCGCAGGCUCUGGACAGGCGAACAGGCCGGCCCAUGGAACCAGAGUCAGAGUUCAUCAUCAAAAUCCAAGACAUCAAUGACAAUGAGCCGAAGUUCCUUGAUGGACCUUACGUAGCUUCUGUUCCAGAAAUGUCACCUGUGGGUACCUCAGUUAUCCAGGUAACGGCAACAGAUGCUGAUGACCCAACUUAUGGGAACAGUGCAAGAGUAGUGUACAGUAUUCUCCAGGGGCAACCAUAUUUCUCUGUGGACUCUCGAACAGGCUUAAUUAGAACAGCUCUAAUGAACAUGGACCGAGAAGCAAAAGAAUAUUACGAAGUGAUUAUCCAGGCCAAAGAUAUGGGUGGACAGCUGGGAGGAUUAGCUGGAACAACCACAGUGAACAUCACCCUCUCUGACGUCAAUGACAAUCCACCCAGAUUUCCACAGAAGCAUUAUCAGAUGAGCGUGCUGGAGUCUGCUCCCAUCAGCUCCACUGUGGGCCGUGUGGUUGCUAAAGACCUGGAUGAAGGCAUUAAUGCAGAGAUGAAAUACAGCCUUGUGGAUGGAGAUGGACUGGAUGUCUUUGAUAUUAACACUGAUCCUAACUACCAAGUUGGCAUCAUAACUGUGAGAAAGCCUUUAAGUUUUGAGAGCAAGAAAAGCUACACCUUGAAAGUAGAGGGGGCCAACCCCCACCUGGAAAUGCGGUUCCUGAACCUGGGUCCCUUCCGUGACACCACCACUGUCCACAUCAGUGUGGAGGAUGUGGAUGAACCUCCGGUGUUCGAGCCCAGCUUCUACUUUGUGGAAGUGCCUGAGGAUGUGGAGAUUGGAACUACCAUACAGAAAAUUUCUGCGAAGGAUCCAGAUGUGACCAACAACUCCAUCAGAUACUCGAUUGACAGGAGCAGUGAUCCAGGGCGUUUCUUUUACGUCGACAUUACAUCAGGAGCACUGAUGACUGCAAGACCUCUUGACCGGGAGGAUGUUUCUUGGCACAAUAUCACUGUGCUGGCCAUGGAGCUGAACAACCCCUCACAAGUGGGCAGCGUUGCUGUUACCGUGAAAGUCCUGGAUGUGAACGACAAUGCGCCAGAGUUUGCGAGGUUUUAUGAAGGUUUUGUUUGCGAAAACGCCAAAGCAGGGCAGCUGAUCCAGACAGUGAGCGCCAUUGACAGGGAUGACCCACAGGAGGGUCAGCACUUCUACUACAGCCUGGCUCCAGAGGCAGCCAACAACCCUAACUUUACUCUAAGGGAUAAUCAAGACAAUACUGCAUGGAUUCUAACAAGGCGCUCUGGCUUCAGACAACAUGAGCAGAACACCUUUUACCUUCCCAUUCUCAUCAGUGACAAUGGCCGCCCUGUGCUAAGUACCACAGGCACACUGACUGUGCACGUGUGCAGCUGUGACGACGACGGCAUGGUAAUGUCCUGCAAUGCUGAGGCCUACGUCCUCCCCAUCAGCCUAAGCAGAGGGGCACUCAUCGCAAUCCUCGCCUGCAUCUUUGUCCUGCUAGUGCUAGUGCUCCUCAUCCUCUCUAUGCGGCGCCAGCGGAAGCAGCCAUACAUCAUUGACGAGGAGGAGAACAUCCAUGAGAACAUUGUCAGGUAUGAUGAUGAGGGCGGCGGGGAAGAGGACACGGAGGCCUUUGAUAUCGCUGCCAUGUGGAACCCAAGAGAGGCCCAGCUGGUAGUGAAAAACCGGCAGGACAUGCUCCCUGAAAUAGAGAGCCUCUCCCGGUAUGUGCCUCAGGCAUGUGUCAUGGACAACAAUGUCCACAACUAUGUGCUUGCCAAGCUGUAUGAAGCUGACAUGGACCUGUGGGCACCUCCCUUUGACUCCCUCCAGACAUACAUGUUUGAAGGGAAUGGCUCAGUGGCAGAGUCGCUCAGCUCUCUACAGUCAGUGACCACAGACUCAGACCAGAGCUAUGACUACCUGACGGACUGGGGGCCACGCUUCAAAAAGCUGGCUGAGAUGUAUGGUGCCACAGACAGCAGCGGGGCUCUGUGGUAA
Messenger RNA from Indicator indicator, 2397 nucleotides. It is a transcript of the gene CDH20, whose product is annotated as cadherin 20. The coding region runs from base 1 to 2397 and encodes 798 amino acids. Gene Ontology annotation, cellular component: adherens junction; plasma membrane; catenin complex. The record is from RefSeq and is a predicted model, not a curated record. Lineage: Eukaryota; Metazoa; Chordata; Aves; Piciformes; Indicatoridae. The transcript has 11 exons. Gene Ontology annotation, molecular function: calcium ion binding; cadherin binding. Gene Ontology annotation, biological process: cell morphogenesis; homophilic cell-cell adhesion; cell-cell junction assembly.